Messenger RNA from Microthlaspi erraticum, 936 nucleotides. The record is from the annotation of a GenBank genome assembly. Lineage: Eukaryota; Viridiplantae; Streptophyta; Magnoliopsida; Brassicales; Brassicaceae.
AUGAAUCACAACACCAACAUCCACUUUGGGAACCGGACACUGAUCCCACACGAUCUCCACGGCCGGAGUUACCAAGACCCAGCCGUAAGCAUCGUGCCACAUCCGUUCCCUCCCAACCGCGCUCAUCCGACGUUUGAAGGACCUAGCCGAGACGAGCAUCAUUACCAUCAUCAUCAAAACCGACCUCCGGUUUAUCAUCAACCACCUAGACCAGUGUUGCAUUCACACCACGACCAUGUUCUCAAUAGGCGGAGAGAUAGCCAUUUCGAUGCCGUGCUUGAGGGUUUCAUGGAGAGCCAAAGAAGAACUAGCCGCGACAUUGAGACAAAGCUAGAGUUCACGCGAUACGAACUAGAUGGAAGACUUGGAGAACUCUCUACCCAAAUAGAGAGAGUAGAGUCAAGAUGCUUGGACAUGGAGGAAGAUUUGAAGAAGCAAGGCGAGGCCAUUGAAGACAAUAGGAGAGCGAUACACUUUACCAAAGUUUCUACCAAGGAGAUGGAUAAUCACUUAGAUGAGAAGAUCUCAAGUCUUGAUAACAACCUCGAUGGCACCACCAAGAGUCUCAAUUCAAUAACAGCAGUAGCUCAUCAAGCUAAGAGGGAGGUAGCCGAAGUGACACUAAAGGAGAGGCAAUGUUACUCGACAAUGCUUACAUUGGUGGAAGGGCAAAAACAAGUGAAGGCACAAAUCCGAGAUUUACACAUCUCUCUAGACAAGAGGAGCCAAGAUAUUCAAAGAAGAGCUAGAGGGCUUGAAGACAAAGUAGAUGGAGUCUCCAAGGAAGUCAAGGAUUUAACCACUCGCUUAGCCAACUUGGAAGAGAAGGUCUUGACCGAGACAAAGACGACCGUUCCUAAGCAAAACUAUGCCGCGCCCGUCUUUACUAUAAGAGAGACCGACCCAAGAGUGAUUUGGGAUGAAGAAGAAGAGUAG